CCCAAUAAAAAAAUAUUACUAAGUCUGGGGUGAAAUUAUAAAUAAAAUUAAAAUAUUUUUGUAGAAAAUAGGAUUUUUAGAAAAUUGACUUCAAUUUGAAAAUAAUGUGAUUUCAAUUAAAGCCAUUUUUGGAUUAACUUGUGUAUUAUGUCUGAAAAACUACCCAUACUUCAUAUUAUUGUAGUUGGAUUUCAUCAUAAAAAAGGAUGCCAGGUUGAAUUUUCACAUCCACCCCUAAUUCCUGGAACAGAGGGGAAAAACGAAUGUCCUUCUGGUUGGAAAUAUUUUCCUACUUUAGCUUUGCCAGACGGAUCUCAUAACUUUAUGAAUGACACUGUUUUUUUUAAUUUACCGAGUUUAAAUGAUCCCUCCGAAAGUAUCUAUGGAAUUUCAUGCUAUCGUCAAAUUCCAGUAGAGAAACUAAAGAUACGAACGGCUGAUGUAACAAGAAGUACUGUGCAAAAGUCGGUCUGCGUUCUUGCUAGUUUACCAAUAUAUGGUUACAUUGAAGUAAAACUUUCAUGUAUUGCAGAUGCAUUUUUUGAUCAAGGCGAUUUUGCUUGCACAGAUAUUCUAGUCAAAGCUUAUUGUAAUUUAAAUUCUUGUUUAUUAACGGAAACUAUACCUAUGCGCCAUUUUGAUGUCGGUUUAUCAUUAAGAGAUAUUGUUUUAAAAUGGAAACACAAAAUUUUAAUUUUGUUUAAAUUGUAUUUAUUACAAAAACGCGUGGUUUGUUUUGGAUCUCCUGUUCGUUCAAUGUGCACUUUAAUUAUAGGGAUCGCUUCAUUAUAUCCACGCUUGAUUGAAAAAGGUUUUAAAGAAGUUGCUUGUGUUCAAACAUCUAGGCCACUUUCCCCAAUGCCAGAUUUUACAUCGCCUCUAGACAAAAAAAAUGAAAUAAACAUAGAAGAUAAAACAGAAGACAGUAGCGACCGGAGUUCAGAAAAUAAAUCCCCAACGUCAGAUAGUUCGGAAAGAAGUGUAAAAGAAAUGAGAGAAUUAAUAAGAGCAAACUCAGCCGAUAUGCCGAAAAGACCGUUAGAACAUCUACAUCGUGAUGCCAGCGUUGAUACAUUAGCAUCUGCCUUAUUUCCGUUAGCAUCAAUCAAUCCAGACUCAUACAAUGCACCAUUACCAACAUUUUCUAGUGGUCAUUUGUGCUUACCGUAUUUAUCCUUGCCAUACAUGGAUCUGUUGACAGAUCCUUCAGUACUUAGUUACGUUAUAGGAACAUCAAACGUUCUGUUUCAACAAAAAAAGAAUUUAGCAGAUAUACAGGUUGAUACUGAAAAUGCAACUUUAGAUACUAACGACCAAGAUUUGAGGAGGCAAUUAGUUUUAACAACAGAAGACUUGCGUUUUGUAGAUUAUAUUCUAAGACAUGUUCAAAAUCCCAAAGAAGAAGCAGAAGGUAGCGAACAUUGGAUACGCGAACAGUUUCAAGGCUAUAUAUUGGCACUUAUUAAAACCACCGUAUCUCCAGAAAACCAAAAAGAAGUUGACCAUUUCAACUCGUAUUUUAUUUCAUCGUUUAAAAAAACUCAAUGCUUUAGUGACUGGUACCUUAAGAGACCAGAUGAAGGUUUUUUCGAAGCAAUUACAUCUGGUCAUCCAUUUUCCGGGACUUUAUCGGUAGCAGACAUGAAACUAAAACUUGCUCAAACUAUGAAUAACAGUGAAAGUGGUAGAAAGCUUAAUCAAGCUGUAAACACUACAAGUAGAGCAGUGGGUGGUGCACUAUCCCAAGCAAAAGGAGCUUUUUCUAACUGGUGGUCUUCUAUGACCACUCAAAAUCAUAAUUUAAACAAUGAAGAAAAAUCAUUCCAAAAUCAAACGACAAAAAAUUGUGAUGAUAAAAAUAAUUCAGUAGAAAUUGAUGAUGAUAAUAAUUCUCAAAUUAAAAUAGAAAAUAGUGAUAAUGCUACUGUUAUGGAAAAAAUUGAAUCUUGUCAAGAAAUUUCUGAAGAAGAAAUAAAAGAGGAAAUUUCUGAUACCGCAAAUAAUAAAACUGAAGGUAUUGUAGAAAUAGCCAAAGAAGCUGAAAUGUUAGAUAACACUCGAUCUAAUGGAAAAAUCUUUACUGUAUAACAACUUCUGAAUGUAAUUUCGAGUUCAAAUAUUUAAUUAAUAGAAAUUGAUAGAAUGUAGCAGAAAAAUGAGAGAAAUAUUUUUCAUGUUCAUUAGAAUGAAAGUUUCCUAAAAAUGAAUUACAUUUCUGAAUUUCAAAUUUUAAUUAAAAUGAAUGAAUUUAUGAAUAUAUGUAGUUGCUUUUAUAUUACCAUAUAAUUACGUGUUUCGUUUUUUAAGAAAAUUUUAAAAUUAAAGUUAGGCCGAAAAGUUCUGUUUCAAUAAUUUCAAAUUUUUAUCAGCAAAAUAUUAAAAUGAUAAUGUAAUUCAUAAAAAUAUUAUUUGUAUUAAAAUCUCAAUAUUUUAAUAAAAAAAAGGAAAAUAUUAGAAGUAAUACAAUUAAUUGAAUUGUUAUUGCUUAGUACUAGAGUAGUAUUAAUGAAAAUUGAAUUUUUCUAACUUGUUUUAUAUUUAAUUCUUUCAAAAAUAAACUAGGAAUUUAUAUAAAAAUCGGAUCUUUAUUUUAAUUUGCAAACAAAUAAUGAUCAACUUAUACCUGCAUAUUGCAGAAAAAUUAUUUCCUCAUCU
Condylostylus longicornis is the source of this 2655-nucleotide messenger RNA. Its product is annotated as late secretory pathway protein AVL9 homolog. The coding region runs from base 148 to 2088 and encodes 646 amino acids. The record is from RefSeq and is a predicted model, not a curated record. Gene Ontology annotation, cellular component: cytoplasm. The transcript has 7 exons. Lineage: Eukaryota; Metazoa; Arthropoda; Insecta; Diptera; Dolichopodidae.